Molecule: messenger RNA, 1602 nt
Organism: Homalodisca vitripennis (glassy-winged sharpshooter)
Lineage: Eukaryota; Metazoa; Arthropoda; Insecta; Hemiptera; Cicadellidae
Exons: 4
Coding region: 649-1143 (164 amino acids)
Source: RefSeq, a predicted model, not a curated record
UAGUCCUUCCGGUUAACUAACCUCAAAAGUAACCAUUUCAGGUUAUGUAGGUUAUAUUGUGUAUGGUUCAAUCUGACACCACUGAUAACAACAAGACAAGUUACCACAAGUGCUUGCAGGAUCAUCAGUCAGUUCGGAUAAGGCACCACUAAUGAUUUUGGUGGAGUAUUUUACAUUGUUUUCUAAGAACGAUUAGUCAUGCUAACUCCAGUCAAGAAGCCUCCCGCACCAUUCUCAAAAAACGGGUGCAAUCACAUCCACAACCAAAAUUUUGUGAUACAUCAAAUCUUGUUAUCUGUUAAACCCAAAACACCAACAAAAUCAUCUAAAUCCAAAACACCUAAAAGUCUUGCUACUCCAACAUUUAAAAUAGCGCCUGUACCAAUACCUAAACACUUUGAUAAAUCAUAUAAAACUCCCAAAGCUUUAUUUCAACCAAUUGUUCUAGAGAAUAAAGGAGAGUUUGAAACAGUUGAUCUACAAAAUAACACAGAUGUUCAAUCAGUUGCUCUAGAGAAUAACAUGGAGAAAACAUCACAAUUAUCCCCAGAAAUGGUGGGUUGUCCAUCUAAGAGUCAUCCAGAUUCUCUAAGUUUCAAAAAAUUUUAUUGUCGAGUUUAUAAAGGUAAAAAGAGUUAAGAGUUUAGAAUGGCCACUCCAGUGAAGAGACUGACUGUCACAACUUCUCUACAACAUGCCACUCCUCGACAUUCACCAGCAGCAGCCAAGGCGUCACCUAGAACUCCUGUCACUUCAAACCCUACAUCUCCGUGCACACCAACAGCCUUCUCUCCUGUAGGAGUAGUUAAAAUUAACAGAGUAAGAUCUUCAACAGAACUGUGUUACAUGCAAAGAAGAUGCUGCCUGGAAAUAAAUGAAGCGGAAGGAGCUAUUGCAGGAUACCCAGACGAAUUUUCUUCUAAAAAUUCAUCUACGAGCCCUAUGGCUGGAAAUUCCAAGGUUUCUCCAUAUAGAGAAUUAAAAUAUCGUGUUUCACCUCAGAGAACCCGUCACUCAGUUGCGUUGGCACAGCUCCAGUACUCAGAUAAUAUGUAUGACACCGUUAACUGUAGAGUAUCUCCAAAAUUUUGGCCAGCAGAGUCCAGCCGUAGAAGUCUAAAUAUGGAGGAUCUACCUGAGUAAUUCAAGGAACUUACCUGCAAAUCAAUUCCGUCACCAUCUCAUGUUAACGGAUUUCACACAAUAGUUUCUCCUUGAUUUGUUUUAACCAUUUCAAAUGUUUGAUAAGCAACUAAAUACAUUUUAUCUUGCCACUUAGUAACUUUAACUUUGGUACACUGGACUUAGAUAUAUUUUAUUAGAGGACCCGAUUGUGUUUAUUACCGUAACAGCAAAUAAAGUAAUUGUAUGAUAGUUCUAUUGUUGCUUAUGGUCUGUAUUAGUCAAUAUUGUAUUAUCAAUUUGUGUAUUUUAUAUGCUUUAUGAUCUCAUCAUUUUGUUAUGUGGCCUCUCAAAGGUGUAUCGAUAAAGAAUGUGUUGUAUGAAUUAAGUUAUAUUAUAUUAUUAACCACGAUUGAUGUUACUUUUAAUGUUUAUGUGUAUUUCGAAUUCAAGCUUUUAAUAAAACAUUGUAUUAACUAA